Messenger RNA from Suncus etruscus (white-toothed pygmy shrew), 1069 nucleotides. RefSeq names its product secretagogin, EF-hand calcium binding protein (gene SCGN). The record is from RefSeq and is a predicted model, not a curated record. Gene Ontology annotation, biological process: regulation of presynaptic cytosolic calcium ion concentration; regulation of long-term synaptic potentiation. Lineage: Eukaryota; Metazoa; Chordata; Mammalia; Eulipotyphla; Soricidae. Gene Ontology annotation, cellular component: dendrite; cytosol; synapse. The transcript has 11 exons. The coding region runs from base 178 to 1008 and encodes 276 amino acids. Gene Ontology annotation, molecular function: calcium ion binding.
UUCGUCGCAUCUCGGCGCCACCGUGUCUCACCAGCCGCCUUCCGACCGUCACGGGGACAAGUGUCAGGGCGAGUCAUCCAGCCACCGGAUCCUGUUGAAGCAAAGCGAGUCGUUGAACCAAGUUCCCUGGUGGAUCCUCCAGAGAGUGGCCGACGCUGAAGUUUGCGCGUGAGUACCAUGGACAGCGCUCGCGCCCCCAGCUUGAGCCGCCUGAACGCAGCUGGCUUCUGGCACAUCUGGCAGCGCGUGGACCCUGAAGAUAAAGGUUACAUAGGAGAGAAGGAGCUUGAUGUUUUCUUGAACCAUCUGUUGUCAAAACUGGGAACUGAUGAUGCAGCCAUGGAAGAAAACAUGCAGAAGGUGAAGGAACAAUUUAUGGCCACCCAGCAAGUCCCCAGUGAUGGCCUCAUUCAGAUGAAAGAGCUUGCCAGCAGAUUCUUAUCUGAAGAUGAACUCUUUCUUCUUGUCUUUCACCGGGAAAGCCCCUUGGACAGCAGUGUGGAGUUUAUGCAGAUUUGGCGCAAAUAUGAUGCUGACAGCAGCGGCUUUAUCUCGGCAGCUGAGCUGUGUAACUUCCUGCGUGAUCUUUUCUUCCGCCACAAGAAGGCCAUCUCAGAGACAAAGUUGGAAGAAUAUACUGGCACCAUGAUGAAGAUCUUUGACAAAAAUCAUGAUGGGAGGUUGGAUCUUAAUGAUAUGGCGAGGAUUCUGGCUCUUCAGGAAAACUUCCUUCUCCAGUUUAAAAUGGACGCUUCUUCCACGGAAGAGAGGAAGAGGGACUUUGAGAAAAUCUUUGCCCACUAUGAUGUCAGCAAAACUGGUGCUCUUGAAGGCCCCGAAGUGGAUGGGUUUGUCAAAGACAUGAUGGAGCUUGUUCAGCCCAGCAUCAGUGGGGCAGACCUUGAUAAGUUCCGGGAGAUCCUUUUGCGUCACUGCGAUGUGAACAAGGAUGGAAAAAUCCAGAAGUCUGAGCUAGCCUUGUGUCUUGGACUGAAAAUCAACCCGUAAUGCCCAGAUUUUUUUCUCUGUGUAUUUCUGAGCUCCUGUUAGUAUAAAUGUUAACUGUGCU